GCCUAACCAUUUUAAUGUUGGGGACAAUGAUAUGCAACAGCCCAGCCAUUUUAAUGUUGGGGACAAUGAUAUGCAACAGCCCAGCCAUUUUAAUGUUGGGGACAAUGAUAUGCAACAGCCCAGCCAUCUUAUUGUUGGGGACAAUGAUAUGCAACUUCUUAAAGUUAGAGUCAAAGACAAUCUAGCCCAGCCUCCACCACCACUAGAUGGAGCUUCAUUAGAUUACAGUUUAGUAAAGAAUGCAUUAAGAUGUUGCAAGAAUGAAGAUGACCUUGACCUUAUUUAUAUUGAAGACAGCGAUGAUGAGCUGACCAGCUCAGAGAGUGCCAUUGAAGUUGUUUGUGUGUCCACUGAGGACAGUCUCUCUGAAGAUAGCGAUGUGGAUCAACCAUCUUUUGUGUCAAACAAGGCAACAUCAAUGUACGAGAUACCAUCUGGCAGUGAUAUCCCAUUACAGUGUGAGACCCCAUCAGUUUCAGGGACCCCAUCAGGUUCUGGGACCCCAUCACGUUCUGGGACCCAAUAUGUGGAAACGCCGCAUGUGAAAGUUGUAAGAAAGAAAGCUGAGAGAGAAAAAUUACCAGGAGCCUCUUGUGGCAUGUGUGAAAAGUACUUUCAAAGCUUUGGAUCUGUAUCCUCUCUACUAAAGAUGCACAGUAGUUCAAGACACAGGGAGAGAUACCCUCGGCCAAAAACUCCAGAACAUUUUUGGGACUUGGACUUUGCUGAUGUGGAAGAGAUUACACAAUGUUGUCAAAGGGAGGCAACACCUCAUCCACAGAUUGCCCGACGUAAAAGGCCACUGCUGAAAAAAUUUACUUCAAAAAAUGAAAGAUCUGAUGCAGCAAUAACACAUUCAAAUUUGUCUUGACAAUCUAAGCCAAACAUUUUCUGGACAAUCUAACCCAAACAUUGUCUG
This is a messenger RNA of Physella acuta, 919 nucleotides long. RefSeq names its product DNA endonuclease RBBP8. Gene Ontology annotation, biological process: DNA double-strand break processing involved in repair via single-strand annealing; DNA repair. NCBI's taxonomy places the organism in Eukaryota, Metazoa, Mollusca, Gastropoda, Physidae. The record is from RefSeq and is a predicted model, not a curated record. Gene Ontology annotation, molecular function: damaged DNA binding.